AUGUGUGCCGGCGCAGCCAAUCACUGCCGCGGGGAGCGCUGGGGGCUGCUCGCGGGCGCCUUCGCGAUUGGCCGCUCGCGGCCGAUUGACGUGACAACAGUGCCGGCGACAGGCGGAAUGAAGGAAGAAGGUUCGUUUGCGCAGAGCCCCGCGGGCAGGAGGAAAGGCACGAGGAGGCCGGGGAGCUGGGGACACCCCUACCGCUCGAAUCAGCCCCAGCCCGAGGGGGCGGGUCUGUGCCAACUGCACGUCGUGGAGCUGGACAGCCAAUGGGAGCUCGGGGAUCUGUAUGGAUGGGCGUGGGGAGAACUCCGCCAUUCCAGCGCCACCGAGGAUGACCCGCCGCGCAGCCCGACUCUUGCCACCCUCGGCCUCCUCACCGCCCUGGGGCUGCUGCUGGACUCAGGUGACUGCCAGCUGCAAACAACUUGUUGAAUCCAGAAGUGCACCACUGAUUUUGUAUUCUUAACUUCACAUCUAAACUUGGCUCUUGAGGGCUUUGAUUUGGAAUUCUGCAAGGCCCUGCGAGCAUACUCUGCCUGCACCUAUCACAGUUCUAAAAUAUGCCGUGGAAACCUAGUCUACUAUUCUGCAGUGCUUGGAAUCAGUGACUUCAUGAGCCAGAGAAACUGUUCCAAAGAUGGACCCACAUCUUCCACCAACCCUGAAGUGACCCAUGAUCCUUGCAAUUACAGUGGCCACACAGAAGCCAGAGAACAUCAGGCAGUGGAGAAUACUACUACUACUUACCUGUUUUGUGGGUUGUUUGGUGAUCCUCAUCUGAAGACUUUUAAGGAUCACUUACAGACUUGCAAAGUGGAAGGUGCUUGGCCUCUUAUAGACAGUAAGUACUUAUCAGUGCAGGUGACUAAUGUGCCUGUGGUCCCAGGAUCCAGCACUACUGCUACAAAUAAGGUGUAGAUUGUUCUUAAGCACUGUGCAUACAUACAAAAGCAUGAGUUGGGGACAACUAUCAAACUGGAAGGUAGUGGGCAGUCCCAGCAAGCAGUGACUGAUGACUUAGCUGCAGCUUUUGUUGGUGGUACAACAAGUGGACUUGAUGGGUACACUAAGAGCUUGCGAAUUGUGGAGAAAGUCAGUGGCAAAUACAUCAAAAUGCACACCAGGUACAUUGGAACCACGGUGUAUAUACUCCAGCUUGGGCACUACUUAACAUUGGCCAUUCGCAUGCCUCAAGAGUUGAUCAUGGCCUACGAGGAGAGUCAGGAUCUGCAGCUGUGUGUGAAUGGUUGUUCUUCAAGUGAACGUAUUGGUGGUAGUGGCCACUUACCGUUGCCUGUGAUGGGGCAGUUACUCCCUCAGUGUGGUAGUGCACUGGAAACUGCCACCACCAAAUGCCAUGAGAAGAUGCUGGUGAAAUACAUCUAUUUUUAUUCAUGUGUAUUUGACUUACUCGCCACUGGUGAUGCUAACUUCACGGCUGCUGCUCACAGCUUACAGGAUGUGGGGGCACUGCACCCCAGAAAAGAGCACUAGCAUAUCUGCCCCAGCAGUAGAGGUGGUGGUAUGGGCAAGGGUAGCAUAUUCUUUGUCAGUCUGGGACUUGUGUGCUUGAUCCUUGUUGUGUUUUUGUAGGGGUUUUUGUCAAUAACAAAGUUUUGAAAUAUAUAUUGUUAUAAUAUAUUGAGUAAAGGUGAGUAUAUAUGUAUAUACCAUGUAUAUGAAGGGAUGUUUUGUGUUGGGACACCCACCAGACUGUACAUAAUGUGUUAACUGUUUUCAUGUAUGUUUGAUGUAGUAUUCUUUGUAUCUAUUUGUUUUGCACUUGGUGAAAUGUUUUAUAAUGUCCCUGCAUUGGGAUAGAAAUGCAUGAUAGA
Messenger RNA from Athene cunicularia (burrowing owl), 1838 nucleotides. It is a transcript of the gene RGMB, whose product is annotated as repulsive guidance molecule BMP co-receptor b. Gene Ontology annotation, cellular component: plasma membrane. Gene Ontology annotation, biological process: BMP signaling pathway. The record is from RefSeq and is a predicted model, not a curated record. NCBI's taxonomy places the organism in Eukaryota, Metazoa, Chordata, Aves, Strigiformes, Strigidae. Gene Ontology annotation, molecular function: coreceptor activity.